AUCACGUGAAGGUUAAUUGAACGCUCUCGUGUAAAUUUGCUUCCACGAGUAAGUAGCUACUCGAACGCAUCCACAGGGACUGACGUCACGUGUUUCUACACAUGAUUGCUCGUUCGCGUGAGAAGGUACAAUACAACAAAAGUCUCGACCUUUUGAUAAUAACCAAUUGAACCUUGAGUUCUUUCUACAUCUGAACUUUAGUUCAAGAGUACAUAAAAGUGGGUAGCGAUUUUGUCGUACAUUUCUUUUGGUAUUUUGCUGUCUUGCUAGAAUCAACGCAAAAUGAAGCAGAUUUGGCUCGUAUUUAGCCUGUCUAUGGCGGCUCUGUUAAUGGUGACAAGUGCACAGGACGCGAACGGUACCGGCACAAAGCCAGGGACAUGUCCCUAUCCCCGCUUUCAGUGGGGUGAAACCUGUCCUCCAUCUAAACCGGGCUGGCAGAGGUGCACAAACGACAGUCAAUGUCCCGGGGAUCAGAAGUGUUGCAGUUAUUGGCGAAUCAUGAUAACUGAUUGCUACGUCUGCUUGCCACCAGAACCUGUACCGGCCGUAACCGAAUCAUCAGCCAUGCCACCUGCUAAACCAAAGACUCCGGUUCAUACCCCGUCGGUCCUGCCAACCAACAAACCUCCAGUGACGCAUCCCGUCCACAAACCAAACGGCACAAAGCCUGGGACAUGUCCCUAUCCCCAAUUUCGAUGGGGUGAAACCUGUCCUCCAGAAGAAUCGCCCUUUCAGCAGCUAUGUAAAAACGACAGUCAGUGUCCCGGGGACCAGAAGUGUUGCAGUUAUUGGCAAUUCAUGAAUUGCUACGUCUGCUUGCCACCAGAACCUGUACCGGCCGUAACCGAAUCACCAGCCAUGCCACCUGCUAAACCAAAGACUCCGGUUCAUACCCCGUCGGUCCUGCCAACAAAGAAACCCCUUGUGACGCAUCCCGUCCACAAACCAAACGGCACAAAGCCAGGGACAUGUCCCUACCCCCAAUUUCGAUGGGGUGAGACCUGUCCUCCAGAAGAAUCACCCUUUCAGCAGCUAUGUAAAAACGACAGUCAGUGUCCCGGGGAUCAGAAGUGUUGCAGUUAUUGGCGAAUCCUGAUAACUGAUUGCUACGUCUGCUUGCCACCAAUUCCACCUAUCCCCGCCGUAACCGAAUCACCAGCCAUGCUACCUGCUGUACCAAAGACUCCGGUUCAUACCCCGUCGGUCCUGCCAACCAACAAACCUCCAGUGACGCAUCCCAUCCACAAACCAAACGGCACAAAGCCAGGGACAUGUCCCUACCCCCAAUUUCAAUGGGGUGAAACCUGUCCUCCAGAAGACGGACCCUUUCAGCAGCUAUGUAAAAACGACAGUCAGUGUCCCGGGGAUCAAAAGUGUUGCAGUUAUUGGCGAAUCAUGAUAACUGAUUGCUACGUCUGCGUGCCACCAGUUCCAUCUGCACUGGCCGUAACCAAACCACCAGCCACGCCAACGACUAAACCAAAGAGCACCAAGCCCGGCACGUGUCCCUAUCCCCACUUUGGUUGGCGCCGGCGUCAGACGGCACCUCCACCGUUUGCUCAGAAGCGUUGUUCUACCGACAGUCAGUGCCCCGGUACUCAGAAGUGUUGCCAAGCCUCUAGGCGACUAGACAUGACCGGCCGUUACGUCUGUUUGCCACCAGUGUCAUCUAACUCAACAACUGUCAAAGUACGAAUCAUCAAGACCACAGAAGAACCAAACGUUCCACACGAAGGUGUUUGUCCAGCAGUAAACAAGUCUGAACCGGUGUUGUGCGUAGACCCUCCACCGUGUAGGACUGACCAGGACUGCAUGUCGUUCGAGAAGUGUUGCUUCACCGGUUGCAGCCACAUGUGCGUGGAAAGCACUCGGACUCCGCCUAUACCUCUCUCCCUAAUCGGCGAUCCUGUGCAACCAUCAGGUGGUUGCACAUAUUAUGACGGUCAGCACUAUGAGAACGGCAGGGUAUUCAGACCUUAUGAUGACGAGUGCACACUUUGUCAGUGCUUCAACGGGGAAUAUAACUGCUACGAUACCUGCAGCCAUGACUACGACUACAGUCACGUCAACGCGUGGGUUGCUGCUGCCAUCGCCGCUGGUGGCGCCCUUCUGAUUAGUCUGACAUUUACCAUGUCCGUGUGUUGCUGCUUGAAGUGUUGUUGUAAGGACCCUCCUCACCAGACCAUAGUGAUGCAGCAACCACCAGUAAUGCAGUAUCAACAGGGAUCACAACCAGGUAACUUAUACAUCGGACGUCCCAAUGAGGAGAAGCAACCACUGACAUCUAUGGCUUAAGACAAAGGAAAAGACGGUGUUAGUUAAUGUACUGAGCACGUGACGCCUUUAAUUUGCAGUGGCGUAAUUUGUGCCGGGGACUGGGGGGAUGGGGUAAGACUAAAAUCACAAAGUUGCCCGGCCGUAUAGAGAUUCCAAAAGCAUUUUGCUUUGGUUCUUAUUUUCCUUUUUCAGUACUAUUGAACACUUGUUUUUCCAUUUUCAGUACUAUUGAACACAGUUUGAUUGUUGGCAAUUUCGUAAAAUACCUUAAAACAAGCCUAAUUUGGGGUUUCCCAACACGACCAAGUGGGGGAUAAUCCAAUGGCCCAUCCCCCUGGUCAAAAGGUGGGGGGAUAUAUACCUCCCAUCCCCCGGUAUUUACGCCCCUGACCGUUUGCAAUAAUGUACAGUAUUUGAGCUAAAAAUUGAUUGACUGAACUUAUGACGAUGAUGUUGAUGUGCAGCGCAUCUGCUGAAUUUACUGACAUCUUUUAACAUUCCAAAGUAAUUACUAACUUUUUGCUCCGAAUUUCAGAAUUGUAUUCCAUGUAUAUGCAAUAACUUUGUGAUCGAAGUAUUUUCACUUGGACAAAACUGCCCAACUGUUAAAAGUACUUGCUUACAUUAUAAAUAAACACUUUAAUCGUUCAAGUAGUAUCUCCAGCAUGCAAAUCCUCAAAUCUUACUUACUUUAAUCGUUAAACUUUAUGAGUGGGAUGAAAAAAAACUUGCGACUUUUGUUUUCAUUUUGAAGUUGACUAGGGAAUUACCAGGUUUAUCCCAAAAUAAUCAACCAUAUCAGUAUGAUCGGCUAUGCCUGGCACGAAACGCCGAUGAAACAAAAACUAGCUUGACAGGCAAUACAAAAAUGCGGCUGAAGUUAUUAUUUCAUGACAAAUAACGAAACAGGUAAUAGCUUGGAAGUUUAGCAACAUUUGCCGAUUUGUUCUAUAUAGUGUUACCUUUAACGAAACAAAAGGUGAUUUUAUUUUGCAUAAAAUAAAUUACAGGUUGCGUCAAAAGAACAAUAAUAGUUCCAAAAAGCCUUGAACAAUAAGAUUUUGUUUACCAAAGGCAGAUGCCCCUAAAUAUUAUCAUGUUUAAUUCAUUGAAUAGCAAUAUGAUUUUAUUAUCACAGUUAAUGAAAAUAAAUAAGUAUAUUUGAUUUGUUUUGUACUGUUGGUUUGGAAAAUAAAGAUGCAUCACAGCGUAAAUUGGAAAAGCAAAAGUGGA
Messenger RNA from Patiria miniata (bat star), 3513 nucleotides. RefSeq names its product proline-rich extensin-like protein EPR1. Gene Ontology annotation, biological process: antibacterial humoral response; innate immune response. Lineage: Eukaryota; Metazoa; Echinodermata; Asteroidea; Valvatida; Asterinidae. Gene Ontology annotation, cellular component: extracellular region. The record is from RefSeq and is a predicted model, not a curated record. The transcript is spliced from 12 exons. Gene Ontology annotation, molecular function: peptidase inhibitor activity. Bases 283 to 2298 code for a protein of 671 amino acids.